This is a messenger RNA of Cherax quadricarinatus, 4616 nucleotides long. The record is from RefSeq and is a predicted model, not a curated record. NCBI's taxonomy places the organism in Eukaryota, Metazoa, Arthropoda, Malacostraca, Decapoda, Parastacidae.
GAGGUUAGUGACCAACUUUGUCCGUUCUUCUGAGGUUGUUCUUAUCUUAUUCUGCCUACACGCCGUAUAACAGCAGGUCCCAAUGAUGCCGGAUUUGUGAUGGAGGACCUAAGAACAUAAGAACAAAAGAAGGAAGGAACACUGAAACAGGCCUACUGACCCAUGUGGAGCUGGUCCUUGUCCCCUCCCCCCCUCCCGGAUUAGACCAAUGACCCACCCAGCCUGGUCAUCUCUGCUCAAGGAUGGAGCACUGCACCAGACCCAGCAGCACAAGCUAGUCAGGUCCUACUCACACCCACCCACACCCACUCGUGUAUUUGGUGAGAAUACUUGCUUCCCACCACCUGAAGCAGAUACUGAAACUUAUAUAUCAGUAUAAUAAGGAGGAAAUAAUGCAGCCUAAGAUGAUAUUGCACUACUGAAGUUAGUAAUUUCAUGAACUUCUGCAAAUGUGUUGUGUUGGUGAUGACUUGACAUCUUUGAUUAAUGUUUGAAUCCUAGAAUGGUAUGAAAAAAAAGCUACAUCAACAAAGUUCACUACUUAGUGGCUGUAAGUAUAUCAGUAAGAGCACUGAGCUUAACCUGUGAAUACUGACAAGGUCAUGGAUGAAUACAAGAAAAAGAAAUCUAAAAGACACUCUUGUGAAUUUUCAGACAGUGAGCAGCAAUAUAGCACUAAAGUAGAAAAUGUAGAAGGAAGGUUAAAAAAGAAAAAAAAGAAACAUAAGGAUAAUCAGGUGGAUGAGGAAAAAAAUGACAAUAAAGAUUGCAAUAGCUAUGCUGCUAAGAAUGAAUUAAAGUGUGUGGAGGAAGUGUCACAAUUGUAUCACAAUGAGCCAGUGUCAGACUGUAUAGAAAGUAACAAUACUUUUAAUGAAAAGAAAAGAAAAAAACAUAAAAGAAAAAAAUCCAUACAUUGUGACACUCAAGAACAUAAUGGUGACAUAGAUGUUGAAACUGGUUUAUGUAAGAGUAGAUCAAAGAAGCGCAAAUUGGAUCAUUACUUAUCACCCGACAGUAAACUGUGUGAGUCAGUGAAUGAGACAGCUGGUAAUGUUAUGAAAGACUGUAACUGCUCAUCAGAACAAAGUAAAAAGAAAAAGGAAGCUGGUUAUUCUGGAAAAGAACGUUAUUUAAAUGAAUUCGUUGGUGAUAGCAUUUACAAAAAAAAGAAUAGAAAAAAUAAGCACAUUCCUUUCCCAGUUACAACUUGUGAAGGGAAUAGCAAUUUGAACAAGACAAAUGAGUUGAAAGAUGGUCAUCAUUUAACAUUUUCUGAAAUAGAUAAAGAGGAUUUAACAGUAUUUGAUGAAUAUUCAACUAAAAAUAGGAGUAAGUUCUUUAAUAAGAAUAACCUAUCCAAUAGGGAUACGAAUUCUGAUACUAGCAAUGUACCGUGUGCAGUGAAAGAUCAAGAAAAGAGUUCAAGUCACUGUGAUAGAAAUGACAUGUGGCUUUCUGAACAUUAUGACCUUAUGUCUGUGGACAGUUUUGACUAUACUGAUGAUGACUAUGCUGUGCCAUAUUGUUCAAAAAGAAGGAAGGCUGAGGUAAAAAAAAAUGAAAAAUUAUUUGAAAAUAAACAUAAUUUACCACUUGAAGAUGAACUUGGUGAGAGUGAAGAAAGUGACAGUACAGAUAAUGUUAUUGCUCCUUUAUAUGAUGCAUCAUAUGAUAAUGUGGAAGGGAAUCCUAAUUCUAGUUUAAAAAAAAAACGUUUGCCUGGUUUUAAAAGUGACUCCUGUUAUCCGACUUUAGAAAAAAUGCUAUACAAGCUUCCAGAAGGAGAGGGGAUUCCUUCUGAAGAAAUUGAAGAAGUUCCUGAAAAAUAUCAACACUGGAAGAAAUUCCGGGAAAAACUUAAUGAUAAUGCUUUUACUGAGGAAGAGAUAGAACAAGAAAUAAUGGAUACUAUUAAGCACAUUCAUGACUAUUUUGCAAGGCUUGAGGCAGGCAGUCUCACAGAGAAGGAACUGGAGGAAGUGAAACCGAAGAACUUUCAUGGACCAUACUUUCCAACACCUAGACAUAUAAGGUUUUUUGAAAAUUUGAACAUCAAAAUUAAUUGGCCUCUGAAUGACCUUCAUGAGUUCUUUGUAACCAAUAAUUAUUAUGGAAAAACUGCAAGAAUGUUGAAGGACACGGAUAUCGAGUAUAUUACACUCCAUAGUUCCUAUGCAGAGGAUAUGCAGAUUCUGAAGAACUGGAAGAAAUUCCAAAAGGAAUAUGGAUUUUAUGAUAUACGUCCCCUAACUACAGUAAGAACAACAAGAAUAUUAAUUGAUAUCAAGGGCAACAUCACAUUCAGAAGAUUUCAAUACGUCAACACAGAAAACAGAAAACGACUUGGAUUAUACUUAGUACAAGGAUUACCCAAAAGAACACCAUUGUUUGGAUUGGGGAGGCUGUAUUCCUUUGCUUACCGUCUGGUAGACAACAAACUUCAGAGGGAGAAGACGUCCAUCACAGGAAGAAUGUUAGGAAAGAUGGUGUACAUGUUGGAAAGAUUUGGUGGCAACUAUCAUGCAAUUGAAUUGAUUGUUGGGAAAUAUACAUCACAACAUUUUUUUUCAUUCUUCCAAGUUCAUAUAUGGAUGAAGAAUAUCACAUGUAAGAACACUUUGUACUCAUAUAUGCUUGAAGGGGUUGAGUCCUAGCUCUUGGUCCUGCCCUUCAGCUUGCUUGAUUCACACCUUUGUAGUAUCAAGGGCCCUCUUUUACCUGCUCUUAAAGCUAUGUAUAAAUCCUGACUCUUCCACUUCAUUGAGAUGAUUCUACUUCCCAAUAAUUCUGAGACUGAAGAAAUAGUUCCUGACAUCCUUGUGACUCGUCUAUGUUAUUAGCUUCCAGCUCUGUCCCCAAGUGCUUGUUUCUUCCCUCUCUAGUAGCCUUCCCUGUCAUUUCUCAGAGUAUUUUCUAUGUUAUAUCUUCUUUCUUCUGCCCUCCAGUAUUGUUAGAUUCAGUUCUGUUAGCCUCUUCUUGUAGCUUGUAUCUCUUACCUAUGGAAAAGGCAGCUCAUUGCAUAUCUCGCUACUUUUUUUAUUAUGAUGUAUCAGGUGUGGAUUCUAUGCUGGUGCUGCCUUCUUGGUCACUAUCUUCACUUGUGCUGCAGAGGGAACAGUGUGGGAAAUGAGCGUGUGCAGCCAUAUAGUGCAUAUACUCCUUUGAACCAACAAAAAUGGAAUAUCAUUGAACACUAAAGAGGAAAAUAUGGAUUACAGUGUCAUAUGGAGAGUGCCGGUGGAGUAACAGUUACUGUGGAAAUAGACCUGACCAGCUCUAGCGAUUUAUUGCCAGAUGUCGACAGAAGUGGAAAUAAACAGAUAUUGAACUAUCUAUAAGUAAUAUAGUGAGUGACAAGGAUAUAUAUAUGUGCAGUGACAUAGUGAACUAAAUUGUAGAUAAGAGUAAUCUUAAUUAUCCCCCUGUAUAGUGUAAAAUGUAUGGUGUAGCAUAUGGGAAUAUCUUACAAGCGACUGGCACUAUUGAACAUGGAAGUGUAGGGGAAAGUUACCAUAGGCCUAGCUGCUGUGUGAAUAAUAAAACAACGAUCCCAGUAUAGUGCAGUGAAAAGAAAAGUGUAUCUUGAAUGAAUAUAGUGUAUAUCCUUGAGAUAACCAUGUACAGCAUAACAUCAAAGGAAAUAAAAAAAAAAAAAACAAUAGUGAAGUGUGGCAGUGUGGGUAAAUCUUGCCCUGGUGUUGACAUGUGACAAGUGAUACACAAAGGUUUGAGUUACCCAUAUAACGAAUAGACUAAGAUACCGAGAUGUGAUAGAAAGUCCUAGUGAACCUAAUUUGUCAGCGGAACAACACAAGGAUAGUGAUUAACAUAAUGGAAAUGGUUUAAGCUAAAAACAAAGAUGACCUCUUGGACAGCCUACCAAAAAUAUAUAAAACAUGGGAGAAAGAGAUAGGAGUGAACCAAAAAGUGCAGAAUGCCCAUACCACAACAGAUGACUUGAAACUAUCUAGGCACCCACUGAAAAAGCACAGGAAACAAAAACAUCAGUUAACCCAACCCCCCCCACAUAGUGCUAACCCAGACCCAUCCCCCAGUCAUAGCACUAAUGCCCACAGCAGUGGUGCUGUCUCGGUCUCAGCCCCCAGCCUUAUUGCCAGUCCAGACUACUGGGGACCCUACCACAGUCACCACUAAAACCUUAAAUACACAACCAUCAUUGCACAAGACCAUAGCUCACAUUACAGAUGUAGGGGAGGAGUCUCCUCCUCCUCCUUCUACUGAGGAAAAUAGAUGGAAUCCAGGAUGGGGUGGCCCUGGCUUGGAUACUGAGGAUUAUAGUGCAAUCCCAGAACCUGCAGAAAUUGGCAACACACCUCCCAACAAUUCUAUCCAACCGAAAGUGAAAUUGUGCAAAUACUAUGGGGCAUCUGCAAGCAUGGAAUAUCAGGAAAAAAAAUGGGACAUGCAACUUUGAGCAUCCCAAAAAAUGUAGUGACCUCCUCUCUAAAGGAGUGUGUCGUUCUUCUUCCUGUACUUACUUUCACCCAAAAAUGUGUUGCCCCUCGGUCCUCCAAAAGCAGUAUUACAACAUCAGCUGCCCUGCAUACCAUCUAAAAGGGACCAGGAGGCACAGACCCCACAAGACAAACAAU